Molecule: messenger RNA, 5075 nt
Organism: Tachysurus vachellii
Lineage: Eukaryota; Metazoa; Chordata; Actinopteri; Siluriformes; Bagridae
Gene: immp2l
Product: inner mitochondrial membrane peptidase subunit 2
Exons: 6
Coding region: 81-668 (195 amino acids)
Biological process (GO): mitochondrial respiratory chain complex assembly
Cellular component (GO): mitochondrial inner membrane peptidase complex; membrane
Molecular function (GO): serine-type endopeptidase activity
Source: RefSeq, a predicted model, not a curated record
CUUUAGGACCGCGCGGACAAGUAAAACGAGGGAGAGUCGUGACGUAGCAGUGAAGCUGCACGCGGAUCCCAGUGUAGGACAUGGCUCAGACAGCGGGAUUUGGACGGAAAUAUGUGAAAGCGUUUGUGAGCGGGUUCUUUGUAGCCGUUCCCGUCACAGUGACCGUGUUGGAUCGGCUCGCCUACGUGGCGCGGGUGGAAGGAGCAUCCAUGCAGCCCUCUCUGAACCCUCAGGGAUCCUUGUCGUCUGACGUCGUUCUUCUGAACCGAUGGAGUGUGAGGAACUAUGAGGUGCAGCGUGGGGAUAUCGUAUCAGUCGUGUCUCCCAAGAACCCAAAACAGAAAAUUAUCAAGCGAGUCAUUGCUCUCGAGGGAGACUUCAUCAAGACUCUGGGAUAUAAAAACCGUUACGUGAGAGUUCCAGAUGGACAUCUGUGGAUCGAGGGCGACCAUCAAGGACACAGCUUUGACAGCAACACCUUUGGACCGGUUUCACUCGGACUCCUCCAUGGCAGAGCAUCUCACAUCAUAUGGCCUCCAAAUCGCUGGCAGAGGAUCAGACCAUGUGUCCCACAUGACCGCAGACCACUGUUCAAUGGGAAGGAUCACUGUUCAACAGAAGAUGACGAUGAUGAUGAUGAUGAUGAUUAUGUUGACAAUACAAAAUGACCUCUUAAAGGGGAGUUACACAGUUUCUCGGUUUCUCACAGUUAUACAGACUCUUACAUGCAGGACAGAUUGUGUGAUGGUUGAAAAUGUUUGAGUUGGCGAUGUAUGCUAGUAUGUGUGUUUUUUUAGAGGUAGGAUGAGGAGGUAAAUAAAUUUGAUAGAUACUGUAAUAUUUCCUGAUGCUUGAUUUUUUUUUCAAUCACCAGUCUUUGACUGGUUUGAUCAUGCAAGCUAAUUUAUCAAUUAGGAAACGUACCGUACACAUACAGAUCAGCUGCUGCUGAAGAAAGCGUGAUACUGUGAGGCUGUUUACAUUCACAGUGACAAUUUGGCAGACGCUGUUAUCCAGAGCGACUUAGACGUGCUCUGAAGUCUCUAUCAAUAAAUACAUCUUCAUCCUGGUUUACUGGGUCAGGCAUUAAGACUACUAUUUUUAAGCUCAGUGAAUCUUGAGACUUAUUCUCAAAAUAAAAAUACAGCAUGUGAUAUUUAUUAGUACCUGUUUAUCCACCGAUCCAUAUUUAAUCAUUACUCUGAGGUCGAGUAUCUCAUGACUUUUAAGCCACUGCAUAUUUGAGGAAAAAGGUUGUCAUGUGCAUAAAAGCUUUAGACGCGUAACAGAGGCAGCAGUCAGUUUGCCUAUUGAUUGUGUGCUGCCUGUGACAGAUCCAUCCUUAAAAGGCACAGCAAUGAAUUUAGCCUGCACUAAAGCUCGGCUCUUUAGGGAGCUCAAUCACUGUAGCUCUAAACUCAAUAGGUUUUAAUGCGAGUGGCCGCAGGUCAAUACAGAUCUGCACGCUGGCCUGUGAUUAGUUCUGUGGAUGGCAAACAUAAAUCGGCACUGAUCUCAGGAUAUGUGAGAACAAAGAAAAACAGGAUCUUAUGUUCCUGAAGGAUAUGAACUGAGGGUUUUUUUUUUCCAAUGUGUUUUUUGUUUGUGUCUUGGAAUAUUUUAAUAUUUUUUUUCUACGCAGAGGAUAACCCUAUCAAAGCAGCUUAUUAGUAUACUGAAACAGCUCUUCACUGGGGAAACAAUCUCUUAUUGAACACGACAAGCACAUUACCUCCAGUGCAAGAGAAAUUGAAUCCCAAAUUGAAUUUACCUAAAAGCUAGUGGCAGAGGUGCAUGCAUGUGGGUGUGUGUCAGUGUCUCUCGCAUGGAGCUGUUUGUCCACAGGGAUGGACAGUCGGUAGCUCAGUUAUGAGCUACAGGGUAUCAGAGCCAAGUGAUUUCAGCAUGAUUUAGAUGGUCACACAGGAUUUCAACCACACCAAGCAGACAGAGGUUAUUCCUUGUAUCCAGCGUACAGUAUGUGUUGAGUAAAUGUAUCUUGUUUAUUUGCUUUUUUAUAACAUCCCCUAAUCAUAUUUUUGGGGUAAUAUAUAACUAACUGAAUACUAACUAAUCCACUGACUGAAUGUGAUUCACUAUGAUUGACUGAAUUGCUGACAGACUACCUCACUAACUUACACACUGAUUCACUGUGACUGAUUCACUUACUGAAUCACACAUUAGCUCACUGUUUCAUCAUGACUGACUGGCAAGCAUACUGAAUCACACACUGACUUCAAUUUACUGAUUUAGUGAUUGACUUAUACAAUGACUCACUGUAAUUGAUUCACAAUUGACACACUGACUCACACAUUAAUUCUCUGAUUUACUGAACAACAAACUUUCUGACUCUCACACUGACCCAAUAUGACUGAUUUACCUACUGACAUGCUAUUAACUAACUUGUUAUUCACUAUCUAACCUUCUAGCACAAUGAUUCACUGACACACAUUGACUCAUUUACUCACUGACUCACUAGCCCAUUGGGACAGAUUCGCUCACACUGUUGACUCAGUUACUGAAUUACUGACUGAUUCAUUGAGACUAACUCACUGUGGCUAAUAUACUCAGCGAUUAACACACUGACUCACUGUGAAGGACUUACUGACUGAUUCACCAGGACCAACUCACUAUGACUGAUUCACUGAUCAACAGACUGACUCACUGUGAUGGAAUCACUGAAUAACACACUGUGACUGAUUCACUAACACAGUUGAUUCAUUGUUACUGAAUUACUGAAUGAUUCACCAGGACAGACUCACUAUGACUGAUUCACUGACUCACGGCCAUCCUUGAGUAUAAUGUGAAACCGUCUCGUUAAUGGGUUAUUAAAUCUCCACAUUCUCUUUCCUUCAUGCAACAUAGUGAUAAAUCGACAUGUAUAAAUAUAUUUUUGGGGUUGUUGUUAGCUGUUAACACACGAUUGACUAAAGUGAACAACUGAAUAAAACUGUGUGCUAUCUGGUCUGUGGUGACCUGAGAUGGGGGUUGUGUACAGUGCUGUUAUUUACACCUAAAGGAUUUGACCUAAAAAAUUAUUAGCAAUGAUUAGCUUAAUAAAACUAAUUUGUUUAAUCCAAAAAAACAAGAGUAAAAUUUACAUAAACCUCAUUAAGCCUAAUUUACUUCCUCUUUAUCUAUAUUAAUGUCAUUACCAUGGCACAAGCACACAGUAUCAGUAACCUAAUUAAUGCUGGUGUUUAUUUCAUUCAUUUGCUUUAAUUCAUUCAUCUACAGUAACCAAAUUAUCCAGAGCCUAAUCAGGAAGCACUAGGUGUGAGGCAGGAAUGCAGUUCUGAUGAGACACUAGUCAUUUGCAGCACAAACUAAUCCACACCUAGUUCCAGUUGCAGUCAAGCUACCAGCCUGUUUUUGAUUGACAGGAGGAAACCAAAGAACCUGGAGGAAACUGACAGAUACAGGGAGAGCAUGUGAAGCUUCACACAGAAAAAAACCCAAGCCCAACCUGGGACCCCUGAAACUGUAAUAUGUAUAGCUAUGGUAAGUAGAACUGUAGUAAAUAAGUCAUAAUGUCAUGUCUGAUGUAUCCAGUGCAGAUUUAAUUAUCUAUUUCAGCGUAGUCUUUUCUGGUGAAUGAUUUCUAACCUUUGUUGGUUUGUCUUUGGUCACGUAGGAAGUUAAACACACUCAUGCUGUUUGUCCUCAGCGCUGGGCUUAUUCCAGCCUGUGCUGAAGUGUGUGGUACUGCAGGAAGAACCAAUUAAAACUCAAUUUCAGAGCUCAAACUCCAGGGGCAGACGCAGGCAGCCGUGAGCAUUCACUUGAUAAGCUGUGUGUAGAAAAGUUGCUUGUUUGCUAUUGCUACCUUCCUUUUGUACAGUGAUCGCCGCAAGCCCUUAAUAACACAGGAGAUACAACUGGAUAUUUGCAAAGGAUAAUAAGCAAGUUCAGCAAAUCACCACUUUGUGUGUGUGUGUGUGUGUGUGUGUGUGUGUGUGUGGAUAUGUAAGAGGCUAUAAUAUCUCAGUGGGGACAAAAUGUCCUGGCAAAUGUACAUAUGUGCCAUCUUCUCUACCUCCACCGUCUUUUCUACCUCCUUCUCUACUCUUGUUGUUGAUCAUAUAUUGUGAAAUAGUUUUUAAUUUAGUACCAAAUAAGCUGCAUGAUGAAAGUAGUAUGAGUAAGUAUGUGGUAAACAUCUGUGUGCUGGGGAUUUUAAGAUUCUCCCAGCAGCCUUUUGUUCCAAAGUGAAUGAAAAACACUUUCUUCUGAAGUCCACUGUUGAAGGAAGUGAGAGACACUUUGGGAAACUUACACAUGCACAUAAAAAAUAAUGGAUAUUUUUUUAUCCAAACACCUUUUUCCUUUUACACAGCACCAAAUAUAAACUGUUCAUUAGCGUCAGCAAACAUGCAAGUAGCUGUGACCUACAAAAGUCCUAAAGUGAAUCUGAAUGGAUAUAUGGCCCUUAAACACAGGGAUUUUCAGUGUGCAGAGCUUUGCCAUCGCUACUAAACACACCACAGCUGUGGUUUUCUCUUCCAUCAUAGAAAAGUUUCCUACACUUGAGUGUUAAUGUAAAAUCACACUGCCCUCUGGAGGCCAAACUAUGAAAUUGACAUUUGAUUGGUUGGUUGAAUUUGUCCCUGUAAAACACUUUAUAGACCAACAGCUAUUAGUCUUGGUACACUAAUCUGAUUGGACAAGCAAUGUUCCAAGUGUGAUAUUUACUAUAACUGCUUUUUACUGGGAUGUAAAGCAAGCAAAUAUUCCACAGCCAACAAACCUGACCUUUGUAAUCAAGUGAGAGAUGUUGUGUUUAAAUUCAUUUUCAGGUUUUGUAGGAAGACCUAAAUCCAAAAAAGAAAAUUUACUCAGGCUCUGUACAUACACAAAGCUUUGCUUGAAGAACCUGCUAUUUAUUCAGACUCAUUCAAACUGAUUCAUUUGUUUCUUCAUUCUACAUUGGAUUAUACAAGGAAGGAAAUGAAAAUUUAAGACUAUUUAAGACUAUGGCCUUAAACAGAAAAUCAGUGGAACUUCCCAGCUUUGAAUUAUGAAACCACUGGAUAUAUGGAUACACAUUAGGGGUUUAUAAGUAAAAAAAAACAAAA